AUGUGUGAAUGUGUGCCUGCUCCGCCAAUUUUUGACAUCGGUCUUCCGCCCGAUCCGACUCUCAUCUGGCAUCUCAUUUCUGAUGAGCUUUUUCAAGGCUCAGAUGACUGCACAUGGGAUCCGUUUAUCUCGAUCAGCGACGAGACGGCUACAAUCAGAGAAAGAAACGAUCCGAAAACCCUUGAGAAUAAAGGCAACGAUGUGAGAGUGCCGAUAUUCGUUUGUGCUUUGAUGACCGUUCUUUUGCUAUUCAUUCUCAUCACAAUUGUUGCGAUUAAAUUCAGGAGAAAAUCCCUCCAGAGCACAUCAAGAAAGAAGAAAACCCCGUCAGCCGAUCACAUUCUCACCGCUCCUGACAACACUUGGAGCUACAAUUCAAUGAAAACAACUCCAAAUUCUGUUCAUGGAUCACUUGGCAUUCUGAUGUACGGUGACGCGCGGAAUGCUGGCUCAAUGGUUUUCCACAAGAACCCAACUCCAAACACGAUAAGAUCGUAUCGAACGGGCGAAUGUCCAUUGAGACAAUCGGCGACAACGAUUCGUUUAAAUCAUCCAGGCGAUUCACCCGCUGCCGCCUAUCAUACAUUGGGAAGGCAUUACGAGGAAAUUCCGUCACGUUUCGCUAGCUUUGCCCCAAGUCCUUUGUUGAGUCGGCAAGAUUGGCAAAAUAGUGAUCGGAUAUCAUCGAGACGACCCCCACCAUCCUCUCGGCCACCUCCACCCCCACCAACACAAUCAAAACCACCUGAAUAUGUGAUUCCCACAGAGGUUUUGAGGAAAUUUCACUCGCCUGGUUGCAGUGACUCAUCCUUAGACAAUGAGUUGGUCAUUUUACCCAAUGAGAGCCCACAAAUGAUGAAAAGAUGGGAUGAAACGGGCGAGACUCGAUCUCGUUUAUCUGGCGGUGAUUGUGGAAGGGAAAGUGGAUACGGGACAACACCAUCCACCCAAUGGAAAACCUCACCGGGAAGGGAAGACGCGAGGGAAAGAGGAGAGGCCAGCGCUCAACACGAAAGGGGAAAUCUUGGUGAAACUCAUUCGAUGACUUAUGUU
This is a messenger RNA of Mesorhabditis belari, 1053 nucleotides long. The record is from the annotation of a GenBank genome assembly. NCBI's taxonomy places the organism in Eukaryota, Metazoa, Nematoda, Chromadorea, Rhabditida, Rhabditidae.